AUGGCGCACCAUCCGACAUACACGAUGGCAGGCCUGCUUACGGCGGGUGGAGUGUUCGGCUACCUGAAGACCAAGAGUGUUCCAUCAUUGGUGGCUGGAGUAACGCUCGGCGCGGGAUUCGGCGUCGCAGGCUACCUGUUGCAGAAGGGCGAGAUGACCAACGGCCACGGCGUGGGGCUGCUCAUGUCAUCGAUCACCAUGGGCGCGAUGGGCAUGCGUGCUGUGCGCACGAAGAAGCCGCUUCCCGUAUCAAUCGCGUCGCUUGGAGCGCUGUCGGCUGCGUAUCACGCGCAUCGCUUCACCGAGUGGCUUGGGCAGGAGUAG
This is a messenger RNA of Phytophthora nicotianae INRA-310, 324 nucleotides long. RefSeq lists its product as hypothetical. Gene Ontology annotation, cellular component: membrane. The coding region runs from base 1 to 324 and encodes 107 amino acids. The transcript has a single exon. The record is from RefSeq and is a predicted model, not a curated record. NCBI's taxonomy places the organism in Eukaryota, Oomycota, Peronosporomycetes, Peronosporales, Peronosporaceae.